Orbicella faveolata is the source of this 663-nucleotide messenger RNA. RefSeq names its product LON peptidase N-terminal domain and RING finger protein 3-like. The record is from RefSeq and is a predicted model, not a curated record. NCBI's taxonomy places the organism in Eukaryota, Metazoa, Cnidaria, Anthozoa, Scleractinia, Merulinidae.
AUGCCGCAAGGAAGGGUUCGCCUGACGCUCUCUCAUCCCUGCCAUCGGAUCAUGGUGAGGCGCUCUGUUGAAUGGGGUUCCCGGAUGUUCGGAAUUUGUUUGCAUAAUGUAGAGAAAGGUUUCACUGAUUAUGGAACUGUGGUCGAGAUCCAAGCGACUGAAAAUUUUCCGGGUGAAAAGAUGGUAGUCCAAGCAAUUCCUAAACAAAGAUUUCACGUUCUUUCGCGUGGUGUAGUGGAUGGUUGUCCUGUAGCCAAGGUGGAAUGGGUUGAAGACUUGAACAUCGAUGAUCCCGAGAAGAUCGUUCAUUUGAAGUGGCGCAACUCGAUGAGCCAUGUUAUGCUAAAAAGGUGGGUUGCCGGAUUACCUUUUGACGAAAAGGCUUGCAUUGAACAUGCGUUAGGGCCCAUACCGCCUUGCGACAACCACAUGCUUCUGUCGCCGCACGGACCUCCUUGGCUGUGGUGGGCUAUGGCGGCAGUACCACUUCAGUCACAGGAAAAACUAAGAAUUCUAGUUAUGCCAAGUGUAGCCGACAGGUUACAAAGCCUUCAGAAAUCCCUCGACUCACUGCUGCAAUUAAAGAAAGACAGGAAGCCUAGUGAUGCGAACGAAGAAGUUACACGCGUGAAAUGCACUGCGCCAUGCACCUCCUUGGGUUAA